CCAAGGGCGUGUCGCAGGCGCCUGCAAUCCAUUCCGCCCUCUCACUGCGUGCACUUGCUCCGACCAGAUUCGACUUGAGGAUCAAUGCAGGACCAGGCAGCCCCGCCCACCCCAAGCGAAAUCGCCGCCGCCAUCGAGCGCCGCGUCCAGGCCGAACGCGAGGCCGCGCAGGCGAACGCGGCCCUCCGAGCACAGCGCGAGUUUGAGGAGACCCGCGACACACGGCAGGAGUUCAGACGGCUCAUCGACCCUGGCAUCCUUCGUCCAAACGCGCGCGAGCUCGCGCUCGAGUCUCUGAUAACGCUCAAGACGUUGGCGGAGAACAUUGUGGCGCAUCCGGGCGAGGACAAGUACAAGAAGUUCAAGCCGACGAACUCGAAGAUCAAGCGAGUGCUCGUCGACCCGAAAGGGACGUUGGAGUACGCUGUAGCGAUGGGCUUCAGACCAGAGGUCGUAGACUUCCAGCCAUACUACAUCUGGGACGACCGUCACAAGCUCGACCUCGAGAUCGGGCUCGCCAUCAUCCAUGAGACCCUCGAGCGCGAGCUCGUCAAGCAAGAACGAGAAGACCGCACAAAGCGAGAAGCGAAAGAGGCGGAGGCAGCCGCGAAAGAGAAACUCAAGCGCCAGUUCAUCGACGACCGCAAGUCCACCGCCCUACGUGGAGAGCGCGAGCGAGAGGUGCGCGAGGCGCGCGCAGCAGCAGCAGCACGGCGCGCCGCCUCGCAGUCAUCCGAUGCACCCUCGCAGCCAAGCAGCCCCGCGCCCCAGUCCCCUCCUUCCCGGAGGACUCGCAUGUCAGCGACACGGAUACGCCCAAUGUCGGGGACGGGCAGGACACUUGACGGACGGGUCGUCACGGAGGCAGAUGAGGCGGAGGGGGCGGUACCUCCGCCGUACCAUCCGCAAGGGGAUCUCAUAGAACUUGAUGAGGACAGUGAGGGAGAGGACUGAUGUGCGAAGACAGUGAGGUGCGGUGAGGAUGUGGACUUGUCGUGUUGGUUGAUCAGAAUCUGCUCUCUUGUAAAGAUUACUGCUACUACUACCAGUCAUCGUGUAGACUAUGCAAGCGUUUCAGCUUUGU
Messenger RNA from Fomitopsis serialis, 1084 nucleotides. RefSeq lists its product as uncharacterized. The transcript is spliced from 5 exons. The coding region runs from base 85 to 954 and encodes 289 amino acids. Lineage: Eukaryota; Fungi; Basidiomycota; Agaricomycetes; Polyporales; Fomitopsidaceae. The record is from RefSeq and is a predicted model, not a curated record.